AUGAAGCAGCACCAUAUCGAUCUGGCUUUGCGACGAUUGGUGAAAUUUGCUGCGCCCAAAGCCUUCGUACUCCUUGUCUUGGCAUGCAGUUGGCUUCAGCUUCCACCUCCUGAGCAGGAGGUACAGGUGCUGGAGCUGUUUGCUGGACAAGCCAGGCUGUAUCCUCCUCAAUUCUGCGGACAAGUACUUCGUGUCCGCAAGGCCCUGAUGAAGUCAAAGCCACGGCUCCCCAAGGUGGACAUUGAAGUCCCUUUGAAAGAUUUACUCCUGAAUCUACCUGAAGGUGAUCGUUGGGAGGAUGCGAAGUUGAUGCCAUGCUUAGAUUACGUUUUGAAAUCGAAGCUCUUGAAGGUCCCCGAUGACUACAAGGAUGUACUCUUCGAUUUGCACUUCGCAUUGGCCGUGGCAAAGGGGUUGGGAGGGAUCCGAGUUCCAGCGCUGGCGCUCGUGCGGCCCCAGUGGUUGUUCAAGAUGGCACGGAUUCAAUUGCCCGUUCUUCUGGUGAUGGGACUCAUGAAUCAGAAUCCAAAGAUUCAAAUGGUGAAGAAGUUGUCCAGUGUGGAAAUUGUUGAAGAAACCCUGAGGGAUGAAACAUACCACCCUGACAACCAGCUUGGUUUGCCAGAAUUCCAAUCCCCUCCUUUUGGUGGUCGUGGAGAUGGGGAUGCAACUCCAUACUAUCCGCCUGGGACGGUAGAUGGGGCAUCUCCCAACGAACCCCCAACAAAGAGGGAAUCUUUUGAAGAGAAGUCGGUGAACCAUGACCGUGGACAGGGCUCCCAUGAACAGUCCCAGUUGGGCAUGUCAGAGAAUGAAAAGUUUCCUACUCCCAACGAGAUUCAGGAAGCAGGGGUUCCUACGUCCGGAGAGGCUCAGCCCCCAGCCAUGUUGUCAGAAGCUGCUGCCGCAGCUCGUCUCCGACGAGUGUGCCAAGCGAACAGCAAGGGCGAGUACAAAGUGCCUAUGGAAGUUGUGGCCAAGUAUAAGGAUGUUCACGACGGCCGUGUCGAUCUCAUGAAACUUUUUGAGAAGGUUGGCCACAGUCCGGACCGGGACGCAUUUGUCGCCAAAGUGAAAAGGGUUUACCAGAAGAUCGAAGAGUUCAGUAGGGAAUCCAACUUUGAGUUCUGGUCGGAGCAAGAUAUGAUCGAUGCAAAGUGGCCAGAGCGAAAGAUCAAGGGCGCAAAGAGAUUCUGCGAAUCCAGACCUGGGUUCACGAGGAAGAGCGACUACGGAGAAGGCACCUUGUACUGGGUUCUUAUUUCCGAGAAGGGACAACGCAAGAACACCGAGCGGAACAUCUUUGAGAAAGCUGUUGAAGAAGAAGUCUCGGACACUGAGAUGCCAGAUGUUUCCGAUAAGUUUGGGCCUUUGCGUGGCGCCGCCUGUGGGCCCAAAGACAAAGGGGUUCAGGGUGAUGAUGCGACCGUGGAAUCUGAUGAGUCUGAUGAGUGCAGUGAUGAUGCUGACCAGCAAAAGAUCUUGAAGCAAGUGAAUUUCCCCCCGGAGAUUGAAAGGUUGUUGGAGAAGGUCAGCAAGGCUCACAAAGACCUCACCGCUUCGGAUGAAUCAAUGAUGGAUCUUUACCAAAAGGGCUUGGUGGAUGGCUUCACCAAAACGUGCAUCGAAGCCAUCUGCAUGGACAGCCGUGUUACGCCAGGAAACCCAGAGAUCAAUCAAAGAAGGGCUGGCUACGAAGGAUUUGAAGGCUGCCGCCAGGACUCCACACCCAGCGGGCAAGUCCAAGGCGAAGGCCAAGUCGGUCACAGCAAUGAGGACCAGGCAUCACUGCUGGUGGCACAAGCUGCAGAGGGCCUGGGCGAAGGAGCACACGCCGAAGUGGAGGAGAAGCACAUUCAGUUAAUUUACGCACACGGGUCCUUCAAAUUGUGGGCAAUGGCAAACCACAGAAGUCCUGGACUACAAUCGUUCAGCAAAGCCUUCUUCGUGAUGAAGAGCUACGCGGACAGCCCUUGGAGUAAUUCCAAGGGUGCUGAUACUGUAUUGCUUAUCCAAUGGUUACAUUGGCUGGUUUCCCUUAAUUUGAAAACACCAGUGGAUGGAUUAGAUUUACAAUCCUAUGGCCGGAUGCUUCGCCUUUUCAAGCACACUGCUGAGCAAUCCUUUGGAGUCAUGGAGGUGGUGUACACUCAUGGCCUUUGGCUUUCGAGAACCUGUGCCAAACAUCUCUACGGAAGGUUGUUUCUGCUUCUCAGGGGAUACCGUUCUCUUGCAGCAGAAGCACUGAAGUUUCGCUUCAACGCAUUUGGACUGAAACCCAAAAUGCAUGCGAUAGCUCAUGUGGCAUUUGAGCUGCGCCAGCAGCUGCUGGCAAAAAGAAAACGGAUCCUUAACCCGUUGGCCUGGGGCUGCGAGCAAAACGAGGAUACAGUUGGAAGGGUCUCCAGGAUUGCACGAAAAGUGUCCGUUCGAACGAUUACAAAACGUGUGCUGGACAGGUACUUCCUGAAGAAACGCGCCCUCUUGAAACGCAAGUUCAGCAAGCAAAAGCGCGGGUGA
Messenger RNA from Cladocopium goreaui, 2520 nucleotides. NCBI's taxonomy places the organism in Eukaryota, Dinophyceae, Suessiales, Symbiodiniaceae. The record is from the annotation of a GenBank genome assembly.